CGCAUCUCAAUCUCCUCUGUCUUUCUAUCUCGCCCUCUCCUGAGCUCCUCUGAGAGGAAAGCUCAGGCGCUCUCUCCGGGGUUUCUAAUCUCACCCUUUCCUCCUUCAUUCCUUUCUGAUCUGAAAACCCCCAAUUUUGAUCUUCCUAUUUUUUCUCCGAUUCAUUUAUUCAUCUCUAAGUCAACCCUCCCGUCUCCGAUUCACUUACUCUCUCCAUUCCAGUUUCGUUUAUUUGAACAUAAGUUGUUCGUUAUUAUCACCGUCGGUCGCCGAAAGGCACUAUUUUCCGAAUCUUAAUCAGCUUAUUCCAGAUUGUAGUUAUGGCGAUUCGAUUCACCGUCACCUACUCCGGUUACGUUGCCCAAAACCUAGCCGCCCCCGCCACAUCCAAAGUCGGACCGUGCCGGUUAUUUCACGAAUGUUUUAUCAAAUCUCGUCUCUUCCAGCCGAACCCUAAGCCGGAAACAAAUUAUUCGGCAGAGUUUCGGCGGCCGAAGGCCAAACCAAGUUGCUGGCCAAGUAAUUCAUCGUCGUCGAUGUAUUCGACUAUCGCCGGUGAAUUUUUGGGCGAGAAUUUUAAGACCCCUCUGGCUGCUGGCUUGAUUUCGUUGAUGAAGUCGUCGGCUGGGGUUUCGGGGGUUUCUUCUAUGGGGAUGAUUAAUGGGAUAUCGUCUUUUAAUGUUUCAUCCCUUGUUCAGUUCUUGCCUGGUUCGAAGUGGUUGCCGUGUAACGAACCUAGUAUCGGAUCGGGAAAUUCUGAGGUGGAUAGGGGUGGAACACUGUGUAGUGAAGUUGAUGACAGUUGUAGUUCGGAGGAAAUGUCGAGGGACUUUAACUUGUCGAGGAGUAAUUGGCUAUCGAAAUUGUUGAAUUUCUGUUCAGACGAUGCCAAAGCCGUGUUCACAGCUUUGAGUGUCAGCAUUCUCUUCCGGUCAUCCUUGGCAGAGCCGAGGUCGAUUCCGUCCUCUUCCAUGUAUCCAACUCUGGAUGUGGGCGAUCGCAUUAUGGCAGAGAAGGUAUCGUAUGUAUUCAGGAAGCCUGAAGUUUCAGAUAUAGUGAUAUUUAAGGCGCCUCCAAUCCUCCAGGGAAUUGGCUAUAGUUCAGGUGAUGAAUUUAUAAAAAGAGUUGUAGCGAAGGCUGGGGACUAUGUUGAGGUUCAUGAUGGGAAAUUGUUUGUGAAUGGUGUUGUUCAAGAUGAGGAGUUCAUUUUAGAGCCACUUGCGUAUGAAAUGGAUGCAGUGUUUGUUCCUGAAGGCUAUGUGUUUGUGAUGGGGGACAACCGGAACAACAGCUUCGACUCCCAUAAUUGGGGUCCGCUUCCUAUCAAAAGCAUUGUUGGUAGAUCAGUCUUUCGGUAUUGGCCCCCCUCCAAAGUGUCCGACACUCUUUACGAACCAAAUUCGGGGAGAAAGCUUGACUACUUCUCGACCUUGCAUCUGAGGGAAGCUCUCAGAUAACUUUUUUUGUCCAGAUAUCUUUUUAGCAACCAUUUUCUGCUCAUUUCAUGAGCAUUUGUGAAUGUGUUACCUGUUUACAGCCGUUUGCUUUGGAUGGAUCAUCUUUAUCCAUCUGUGUGUAUGAAUCAUUGUUGCUGGCCGAAUAAGCUGGUUUUGCAUUCUUCUUCCAUAAUGAUUUCUUAAACUUCUCGAAAAAGUGAGCAGAAAUGGCCGGAAAGGAAAUGGGAGGACUUUCCUAGUCUUGGUCUUUUAAAUAGGUGCUGUCAUGCAUAAUGUUUAUAAAUGCUGUUGAGAUGGUCUAGAGAGCUGAAUUGAGGCCUUCAUGGUACAUUUGCUGAUAGACUAGAGCGACCAUUUGAUGGUGUAAUUGAGACAUGUAAAAAGCUUUUAUCCUCCAUUGGCCAUGUGGAGCAGAGUUUUAUGGAGGGUGGAAACGUUAUUAUGACCAAAAGUAGUCAGGCUGGGAGCUCAUGGAAUGACGAGCUCUGGACUAUCACAAAGCCGGAUCUUCUCAACUAUUCAUGCAUUUGCCUAUGUUCUCAAUUGAUGCAAGCUGCUUUGAUUUGAUCAACUUGCAUUGUUUGGUUUCUGUUCAUUCUCCAACUUGAAAAUCUACAUUAUGGCCUGUAUUAAGUUCGACGUGGUAGUUCCAAGCUCAUUUUGAUGUGGGAAGGCAAUGGAGAUGACUGGAAGAGUAGGUGGUGAAGUUCUGGUGUUGGUCAUCGCUCUAUUGUCUCUCGUAGUUUGUACGGUUUCUUGUUUCUUCUUAUGGGUCAUAUUGGACACAGAGUCAAUUGCUGAAAUGUAAUGGAGUUUGUGGUUGGAUGUAUGAGUUCAAGGUGAUGAACAAAUUUACCGACUCGGUACUAUCUUGUUUGGCUUAAAACAGGAGUGCCCUAGGGGUUUCUUUUAUUUGCUCAAAAGGCUGAAAACAUUGCCUUAAUCUAUUUUGAUUUCACUGGGAAGAAUCUUUUGAUAUUUUAAACCAGGUUAAUUGUAUUUUUAUCCCUAGUUU
Molecule: messenger RNA, 2472 nt
Organism: Ilex paraguariensis (yerba mate)
Lineage: Eukaryota; Viridiplantae; Streptophyta; Magnoliopsida; Aquifoliales; Aquifoliaceae
Source: the annotation of a GenBank genome assembly